Molecule: messenger RNA, 1785 nt
Organism: Microsporum canis CBS 113480
Lineage: Eukaryota; Fungi; Ascomycota; Eurotiomycetes; Onygenales; Arthrodermataceae
Product: hsp70-like protein
Exons: 7
Coding region: 1-1785 (594 amino acids)
Molecular function (GO): ATP-dependent protein folding chaperone; ATP binding
Source: RefSeq, a predicted model, not a curated record
AUGAAAGACAGUGAUGGCCUAGACACAGGCUCUCGCCACAAGAUCAUUGUGGGAGUAGACUACGGAACAACAUUCUCAGGCGUCAGUUGGGCGGAGUCGACGAAGACAAGACUGGAAGAUAUCAAUGUCAUCAACACCUGGCCUGGUCACCGGGAUUCGACAUGGAAGGUCCCGUCGAGAAUAGCCUAUGCAUCUGAGAAUAAAAACAAGAUACCCACAGAUCAAUGGGGGUUCCAGGUUUCUCCUAACUUGAUGUGUUAUUCCUGGACGAAGCUGUUGCUGGAUAAAAGCGCACAGCUCACCGGGUAUGACGACCCUUCAUUGAAGGACCUGUUCGGGGCUGGCCUGAUGAGUCUCCCAAAGGGAAAAAGUGCACAGUGCGUGAUCGAGGACUACUUUAGAGAGCUGUACAUAUACCUUAUUCAUCAGUUGGAGAAGAAGAUGGGCCCGGGAGUUUUCAAUGUCACCCCAAUGGAGAUAUAUUUAACCAUGCCAGCUAUUUGGUCCGACCAAGCACAGCUAGCCACUAGAAAAGCUGCAGAGGCUGCUGGAUUUGGAUCAAGGCCUUAUGACUCAAUCUUUAUGAUCAAGGAGCCUGAAGCAGCUGCACUUUCCGCGAUAAAGCCGCAUCUGGGGUCGGAUGCCAUUGAUCCAGUUCAGCCGGGCGAGGGUAUCUUGAUAUGUGACUGCGGAGGUGGCACAGUUGAUAUCACAACUUACAUAGUUCUAAAAUCCGAGCCCAAGCUGGAGUUUGAAGAGCUCUGCGUGGGUAUAGGAGGAAAAUGUGGAUCAACGUAUAUCGAUCGAAAUUUCAACCAGUGGAUGCAAGACACCUUUGGAGAGGAGUAUACAUCUGUGCCAAUGAGGUUACGUGGGCCAGGGAGCAGGUUUAUGAAUUCUUUCGAGAGCGCCAAAAGGAACUUUGGUGGCCCCAACGAUGAACGAGGGGUGGAAGUUGGCCCUAUCCGAAUGGAUAUUGGACCGAGUGUUCACUAUGAUGACGACGAACUGGUGGUGAAGCUUUCCAAGUAUGAUAUGCAGCGGCUAUUCGACCCGGUGGUGAAGGAAGUUAUAUCUCUGGUCAAAUCACAGGUGAAGGCCGCCGAGAAGAAGAAUAAGAGGAUCGACCGGCUCAUACUGGUUGGAGGAUUCGGGGACUCGGAUUACCUGAACACCAAGCUAGGAGAGUGGUGCAAAGGCAAGAAUAUUGGGUCUGUUACCUGCCCGCCAGACUGUCAAGCUGCCAUUGUCAAGGGCGCCUGUCUUCGUGGUUUGGAAGGACUAAAGCCUAUCAUCACACAUAGUCGAGCACACUAUGGCUGGUCCUGGGGAAAGCGGUUCAGGAGUGGAAUCGAUCCCGAAGCAAAUGCCUACACCGAUCCGCUCACCGGCGAAAAGAUGUGCAGCGGAAGAAUGGAGUGGGUUAUCCGAAAGGGAAAACGACUGGACGAAAACUUCAAGAUGAAAGCCGACAUCCAGAGUACGUUCAAGCUCGGCCAACCGCUGAACGAGAACAUCACCAUGUUCUCCUGCUCGAUGGAUGAGCCACCGGAGAGAGAAGACCACCAUCGUGUCGUCAAAGUUGGAGAGAUUUCUCCAGCAUUUUCCACAUCCACAUUCAACGACUUCCAGACACGGAGGAGCACCUCGGAUGGGCAGACGUACCACCGCUUCAACUACACGAUAGAAGUGAACUUCCGGUCCAAGGGGGGUAUUUUGAGCUUUGCAGCAACUUCAGAUGGGAGAGUGAUUGCAGAUGCGACCCUGGGGCUGUUGGAGGACUAG